GUUAGUGAUUAUUCCGCCCCGCUCCGCCGCCGCCGCCGCCACCACAUUUCAACCCCUCCAACCUCAACUUCUCACAACCUGUAACCUGCUACGAAGCCUGACUUGACGCAAUGUCAAAAGACUACGGAUGAAAGCUACUAGAGCCAAGCGACUCUGCAGAUAUGCCUUCGACUGACGAUGAUCUCCUCGCACGCUUGAACGCGCUCAAACAGACGCCCAUCAAUCUCUCCACAUCCAAGUCCGUGCUUUCCACCAGGCCUGACGCAAUACCCGACAUCACGUCAGAUCUCGCCGAGCCCGAUUCAGAUCCGAUCAUAGAUCUUGCCGCGCGUUUCAAAGCGCUUGGUAAUCCAGGCAAGGAAAAAGCCAAGGCGAACCAACGACGCGUCGCGCAGCCUCUUGGUGCCGACGGCGAUGAUAUUGAGAUUGAGACGGCAUUUACGGGUGGCUCGAGGGAUUGUGAUGAUGAGAAGACGCUUGAGGAGCUAUUGAGAGAGCUGGGACCGGGCGAUAGUCAAGAGUGGAUGGUGGGAAGAGGUGAAGCCCAAGACCUGGGGAAAUUAGUGGAGGAGGCGAGGAGAGUAAUUCCGGAUGUGCCGAGAUUGCAGCCUGGUAGAAAGGGUGGAAACAUAGGAGAGAUGGAAGAGACUGGAGGUAGUGAUGGUGAGGAUAGUGAGGAGCAUGAGGAUGAACAGGACGAAAGAGACGCAGACGAGUAUGUGGCCAAAGUCCUCGCCGAAUUGGAGAUGGACCAGAAAUACGGGGGCGAGGAAGAUGGAAUAGGUGAAGAUGAAGAACAUGCUGAAGAGGACUCGAAGGGACAUAUGGAUACAAGUUCCGAUAUCCAACCAGACAGCUCGCAAACUCCUCUCUCGCUUCCAUCGGCACCAUCCACGCAGCCUGUUGACACGCCUACAAAGGAAGACAUUGAUAAUGCCCUCACAGCACGUCUGAACGCACUGUCGUUACCUUCAGCUCCCUCAUUUGCUCUUUCGAAGAAACCCACUAAAGUCACAAAGUCACUACCAAAGUUCACGGACGAUGAGAUUGAGUCGUGGUGCAUUAUAUGCAAUGAUGACGCAACUCUGAAAUGUACUGGAUGUGAUGGCGAUCUCUACUGUCGCAGCUGUUGGAAGGAAGGGCAUACAGGAGAGAGUGCGGGCUAUGAAGAGAGAAUGCAUAGAACAAGGAAAUAUGAAAAGAAAUCCUGAAUGCCUUUCUUCUGUCACCCAACUUCGACUCAGUGUCUGGCACGUAGUAUUACAGUAUCAGAGUUUCUCUUCAUACAUAACCUCAAGCCUGGCAGAACUCCUACAAUUCCCCUCGUUUCGACAGCGUACCUU
This is a messenger RNA of Pseudovirgaria hyperparasitica, 1343 nucleotides long. RefSeq lists its product as uncharacterized. NCBI's taxonomy places the organism in Eukaryota, Fungi, Ascomycota, Dothideomycetes, Acrospermales, Acrospermaceae. The coding region runs from base 162 to 1211 and encodes 349 amino acids. The record is from RefSeq and is a predicted model, not a curated record. The transcript has a single exon.